GUCAUAUCUUACAACGAAGCGAAGCGAGAAAAAUGAACGAGAAUAUUUUAUAUUCAUAUUUCGCAAUUGUACGGCGAUCCCACUGACCAGCUCUGAUUUUAAAAUUAGUUUGCUUUGAGCUUUGAUCAGCGUACGGUUGAGGCAUGGAUUUAUCCAGAUUUUUGCUGCUGUUCCUGGGGUUUAUUUCGAUGUCAAAUGUUCUUACGAUAUGCAUUCCGCCUAAUCACUGCAUAGAAGAUAUGGAGGACGCUGAUGCCAAAGAGCGAUUCGACUAUGUGUUGGGCAAAUAUGAGGAGCUGGAAAUAAAAAUUCCCGGAAAGCCAGUUGGUUUGGAUGGAAAAGUGGUUACGCAUGGCGAGGCGGAGGAGCAGCACCUGGUGUUCCAGUACAUGGACAAUACGCCGCAUGACAUCAUCCAGACGUGUGCGUUUGUGGUCGACCGGUCGCCCGGCGAGUGCGAGAUCAUCCGGACCUAUUGCUCGGCCUUUCUGGGACGCCUGCCACGCCCCCUGCUGGAGCGCCAGCCCAUCGCCGUGUGUGAUGAUGGGGUGAGGGUGGCGGAGGAGGAAUCGGAACCGGAAGACAACCCGGAUGCGGAUAAUCCGCAGCAGGAGCAGGGAACUGGUCAAACGGAGACCACAACGGCAGAGCCAGCCAGCUCAAAAUUAAGUGAGUUCUACUGACGGGAGAAUGGAUUACUAGAAAGCGGUUGGAUUACCCCUCUUCAGCAUUUGAAACGCCCUUAGC
This is a messenger RNA of Drosophila takahashii, 747 nucleotides long. Lineage: Eukaryota; Metazoa; Arthropoda; Insecta; Diptera; Drosophilidae. The record is from RefSeq and is a predicted model, not a curated record.